AUGCUAGGAGCGUGCGUACACACACACACACACAUACACACAGUCAUAUCACACUGACCAAGAGGAACCGGCAAUAAUCACUCACAGAUGCUCAUGACUAGAUCAGGCGUGACUGAGGAUUUAUUGUGCCUAUCGCGUUCCCUCCAGUCUGUCAUCUGAGCUGCACUUUAGACUCCUGUGUUUUCAGGAAGGGAUUUAUCUCCCAGCUCCACACGCCCGGCUCUCUUUCCUCCUGCCAGCCCGGCGCCGCAACAGGGUUCAGCGCUGCUCCAGUCUUAACAGAGGAUUCCUUCCAAAUACCAACGAAGACUGACAGCUUAAUCACCAUGACCCUAAAGUCCAACAAGAGCGAGCCCCUUGGACCCUUUGCUGUCUUCGAGAGUAUUAACAGUUGCCGGACCCCACUGUCUGAUCUGUAUCUGGAGCAGCUACUGCAGACCAAAGGCAAGCCGGAGGGUUACAUGCUGACCCGUGCUGGUGCUGCCCAGGAAGUCUACAGUAAUGGCAGUACCAACUCUUCCCCUUACAUGAAUGGUAACAGUAAAGAACACGAGGUGCAGAACAUGAAGAAAAUCCAAAUGAUUACGUUCCAGAAAAGUACAAAUGAACCAAUGGGAAUUACUCUGAAACUGAAUGACCAUGGACGUUGUGUCGUUGGAAGGAUACUACAUGGAGGGAUGAUUCAUAGACAAGGCACACUCCAUGUCGGUGAUGAAAUUCUAGAAAUAAAUGGCAAAAGUGCUGCAAAUCAAACAGUGGAACAACUGCAGUUGCUGCUGAAGGAAAUGAUGGGAACUGUCACUUUACAGGUUCAGUCCAGCUACCAUUGCAACCCUCUGUCCUUUGAGAUGUACAUGCGAGCUCAGUUUGAUUAUGACCCAAAGAAGGACGAUCUGAUCCCCUGCAAGGAAGCUGGAUUAAGUUUUGAGACUGGUGACAUUAUCAAGAUAAUCAGUAAGGAUGAUCCCAACUGGUGGCAAGGCACACUGGAAAAUACAGGCAAAACCACUGGACUGAUUCCCUCUCCCGAGCUGCAGGAAUGGCGUGUGGCUAAUAGGAAUACAGCAAAUCAGGAUGUGACAUCAGGAUGUAGUGUAUUUGGGAAGAAGAAAAAGCAGUGCAAAGACAAGUAUCUGGCCAAGCACAGCGCAAUUUUUGAUCGCCUGGAUCUGGUCUCAUAUGAGGAAGUGGUGCAACUCCCUGCAUUCAACAGAAAGACUCUGGUGCUUCUUGGGGCCAAUGGUGUCGGGCGAAGUCACAUCAAAAAUGCUCUGAUUACUAAACACUCUGACAAGUUUGCAUAUCCAAUUCCACACACUUCAAGGUCACCAAAGAACAAUGAAGAAGAUGGAAAGAGCUACUACUUUAUUUCCAAUGAUGACAUGGUGAAGAACAUUACCUCAAAUGAAUUCCUGGAAUAUGGAAGCUUCCAAGGGGCCAUGUUUGGAACAAAGCUGGAGACGAUCCGUAAGAUCAACGAAGGACAGGGGAAAAUUGCUGUGGUGGACAUUGAGCCCCAGGCCCUGAAAGUUCUCAGAACGGCUGAGUUCGCACCAUUGGUGGUUUUCAUCGCUGCUCCCUCCGCAACUCUGCCAGGCACUCAGGCUGAAUCUCUCAAGAGGAUCCAAAAGGAGUCUGAAAUCCUACAGCAAACCUAUGGACAUUGGUUUGACCUGACACUGGUUAACAAUGAACUAGAAGAUACAGUGCAAAAUCUGGUGGAGGCAAUUGAAAGUGCAUGCACUACAGCACAAUGGGUACCCGUUUCAUGGGUCUAUUAGUGGACCUUUGGAGAGUGGGUACAGGAAAUAAAAUGUACUUUUUAGAAUUCAUUUAAUCCCAAAUCAGAGUGCAGUUUGGAGCGGUCAUUUAUACCGAAAAACACCUCCACUAGCUUUUUAAGAGUUCAUCCAAUUGAUUCAUCUUUCUCCAGAGCCAUCAAAUUUUAUAUACUUUAAAAAAAGUGACUGUUAACUAAUGGGAUAUUUACAAUCGUAUUACUCAAAAUGUCAGCUGUCUUGCCUAGUGCAUAACUUGCGUUUGCUUUAAGUAGCUUUCCUACAGCUAUUGUAUGUGGCCCUUUAAUGUACCUGGCCUGCUAUUUAACUCCUCCCCAUCAUUGUAGUGAAUGACUCUUUUAGACUAUCUUCUAUGUUUAAUAUUGCAGCAUUUGCACAAAAUAGAGAACAAUAAAGCAUCACUAUUUCACCAGCA
Molecule: messenger RNA, 2214 nt
Organism: Amblyraja radiata (thorny skate)
Lineage: Eukaryota; Metazoa; Chordata; Chondrichthyes; Rajiformes; Rajidae
Gene: mpp1
Product: MAGUK p55 scaffold protein 1
Exons: 12
Coding region: 327-1781 (484 amino acids)
Molecular function (GO): protein binding
Source: RefSeq, a predicted model, not a curated record